UUCUCUCUCAGAAAGUCGAUUGCUGCCUCCCUCACACACACUUUCCUUCAGUUUGGAGGCUCGAGGAGUUGUUCGGCUUCGAUAAGUGCCGGAAUUUAAGACAACCAUGGCUGACCCAGCUAAAAAAUCAAAGAUCUCCUCCUCUCGAAAGCUGGGGUUGAAGAUCCGACUUUUGACAAUCGCUGCCCAGAUGCUGCAGGAGGAGACGGAGCAGAAAAUGAAGGAGAGAGAAGCUACUCUGGGAGAGCGAGUUCCUCCUCUCAAUCUGUCUGGUCAGUCUUUGCAAGACCUUCAGGAUAUUUGUAAAGACUUGCAUCACAAGAUUGAUGCUGUAGAUGAGGAGUGGUAUGAUAUCGGCCUCAAGGUGUCCAAAAACGAGGUAGAGAUACACAACAUGAACAUGAAGAUCAUUGAGAUACAGAGUAAGUUCAAGAAGCCGACUUUGAAGAGAGUGAAGAUCUCAGCUGAGGCCAUGCUGAGCGUUCUGCUGGGCUCCAAACACAAGGAGUCCAUCGACUUCAAGGCCAACCUCAAAACAGUCAAGAAGGAAGAGGAAAAGAAAGAGGAAGUUACUGACUGGCGUAAGAACGUGGAGGCCAUGUCUGGUAUGGAGGGCAGGAAGAAGCUGUUUGACGCCUCCGGCAACUAAAGAAACAUGUACUUUUGAUCAAGAGAUCAUCUUCUUAUAAUAAAUUCUUAACAUUACUUAACUGUCUUACCUAUAUUAUAUCAAUUUAUGAAUUGCAGGUAUAGGACAAAGACCCUUUAAACCAGGAUGGUCUUGCUUGUUGUAAUCUAACAGAAAUAAAGGAAAAGCAACAGAUAUUGUUUAUUUAAAGAGAAACUAGAAUUCAAGUGGUCUUUAAAUUAUGUUCAAAAUACAAUGUUCUAAGUACGCUGAUACUGAUUUCAACAUUUUUGUGUCAUUACCUGCUGUGUAUCAGUGAAGCAGUGACUGUUUGCAGGUCUCCUCUGCAGCCUUGAGGUGGAAGCAUAACUCUUUCAAACCAUCACUCUGAGUGUGGAGUGGAUCGGCAGUGUAAUAUGUUGACUGUGGAGAAACAUUGUUUGUCCCUCGUAAAUUAACAACUGCUGCUGUGUUAUCUGCUGUGAUAAAUUGCCAUCUAGCUUGUCGGAUAUUCAAGAUGUAUUACCU
Messenger RNA from Anarrhichthys ocellatus (wolf-eel), 1156 nucleotides. Its product is annotated as troponin I, slow skeletal muscle-like. Gene Ontology annotation, biological process: cardiac muscle contraction; skeletal muscle contraction. Gene Ontology annotation, cellular component: troponin complex. The record is from RefSeq and is a predicted model, not a curated record. The coding region runs from base 107 to 649 and encodes 180 amino acids. Lineage: Eukaryota; Metazoa; Chordata; Actinopteri; Perciformes; Anarhichadidae. The transcript is spliced from 8 exons.